Molecule: messenger RNA, 5265 nt
Organism: Rhopilema esculentum
Lineage: Eukaryota; Metazoa; Cnidaria; Scyphozoa; Rhizostomeae; Rhizostomatidae
Source: RefSeq, a predicted model, not a curated record
AAUUUACUUGCUGUACAGUUUCAUUCGUUUUUACUAAUAAACCAAAGUUUAAGAAUUCUGUUCUUAAAUACAGAAUACAAUUCUGUUGAUGUUUGAGCCCAAAGUUGAUCGUUUACCUGCUCUCAAUAUCCCAAACCAGUCGUUGAGUUGCAGUGUUGUUGCCAUCUAAGUCACCACUUUUUAAUUCUAUUCAUAUGAAUUAUUUCUAUAAGAGUAUGACAGGGAAUUAACAUAAAAACAUUCUGUUAUCGAAAAAAAUCAGAGCAACUACUAGGACAAAAACAUCCUGCACCUGCGACGACGCCUGCGAACGAAUUUCAACGCCCCUGUCAGCAUGUUUAUAUCAAGUCUCGUUUUGAUGUGUAGAACUACAAACUUAGGUUGCAUAACGUAACAUACCAAAGGGGAUGCCCUCCACUCUAGCUUCACCUUAGACACUUUACAACGACGAUAACUUCAUAACUAUGCCGAAUUUCUGUUUAUUUCUACAUCACAGAGUAUACUUGAAGUCUCAUAUCUGUUUGUGCUUUGCCUGUAAAAUGCGAAUCGAGGAAAGAAGAAGAGAAAUUGGAUGGGUGUUUAACAUGACGUAAUCCAUCCUCGUGAAGCAGGCUCGUGCACGCUCAAUAGCCUGAGCACAACACCGUCACCAUUAUCAGAGUAUGGAAGUUUGCAGGAGCCGUAAAAGGGAAGGAAGUGCUUGCAACUAUGCCUAUAAGAAACGAGUUAAAAGUCCAAGCGAUGAUCAAGAUUCCGAACCUUACAGCGCUGGCAGUACAAAUUUUUCGUCACCACUCGAUUCUGGAUUUCCAGAAAAUGGCGCAAUCAGUAGUUUAAGUGGAGACGAUGCCCCAGCAAGGCGCUCAGAAAGCUGUGCGCAAGAAGAAACUGCGCUGCCAAGUAGGGUUAGGAUUUUAGAAGAGAAGGUUGAUUGGAUUGGACGUGAGUUACAGCUCAUAAGGGAAAUGCUGCAAUUCAUUACCAAAGUAAUGCCGGCGGCAUCAUCAAGACAAGUUGUCUUGCCUGCUAGUGACAGCAGGUCGAAAACAGUCGUCCGAGGCAGCAAACGUGUCUCAACAAACAACAAAACAGAAAAGCCUCGCCGACAUUCACUACACACGAAAGGGUUUAUUGAUGCUCAGUAUUCGCUACACUACGAUCCCACAAAGACAUCAAAUCAUCUAAAUAUAUACCCAUCUACUGGGUCAUCAGAUGAGAAGAACUCAACCCUUGGUGAAAGUGAAAACAGAGAAACAAACUCAGACAGCGUCAGCAAGUCUUGCUCCGACGAUUAUGACUCAGAUACCUACGCAGAUAGAGAGAACAUCAACGGCAGUGGAAGCGGCGAAGGUGGUACAGAUUCCAACCAAGCCUCAAGAGAAGAGUCACCCAACAACGAAUUUACUGCCGAUGCAUCAAAUAUCAAGUUCCAUGGACACUACGUCAUUUCUGGACUUGAUGUCAUUUACCUCUGGGAGCAUGGCACUGAUGAGAUGCUGCCUAUCAGGCUCUGGAAUGAGUCACAACUCGAAUCUGGAGGGGAAGUCAUCAAAAAGUGGCAACAGGUUAUAAAUAUAUUCAAAGUUGCGUGCAAUGGAAGUCUCAAAACGUUUGUUAACAAAUAUACAAAUCGGGAUGGGAAGUUAAUGAGCGUUUCAGAAAUACUAGCCUCCAACCAGGAAGAGACGAUGAUAAAUAAUAUUGGCGUUCCAGCCAAUCACCUUUCAGAUGGAAGCUCUAUAAGCUCAAGCAGUCUUAACGAUUUGAAGAUGGGAGCUGCCCACGAAGCAGCAGCCAGUGUCCCAGCUAUACCAAGCCAACUUGAACAGAAACCAAUGCCUGUUUACAUUUUACCGCGAAAGAUCAACGGUCAAAAGGUUUCAGCCAAAGAUGUGAUUCGUAUCUGGGAAGAGGGAUUUGGGAACAUACCGCCUGUCAAAAUAUGGACUCCAAAUCAGAAACUGAAGCAGCAAAGCAAGAUAUCUCGCUGGAAGAAAAUUGUUGAUAUUUUCAAAACCGAAUGUAAUUCCAACAUGGCUUUGUUUCAAAAACGAUAUACAAAUGACUGCGGCGUGCUAAUGCCAAUCGCUACCAUUAUCAGCAAGUAUGAACAGUUGCAGUCAAGUAACGAUCCCAUGAAGCAGUCCAUCAUCGCCAAUGUGACAGCACCAGUCAUUAACAUCAAAUCAGAUGCUACAGGUGCUAUCAAGACACAGGUGACCGACACUUUGGCAAGAAACGGUACAACAUCAGCAUACGAUUACUGGCGGUCCUAUAAACGACUUGAUGAGCUUGGGAGAGAGUGGGACUUUAAAGAGGCCCAAAGCUGCAACGAGAGGAGAGCCUUCACUAUCAGACAGGUCGAAGACUGGCAGCGUAAUAACAUACAGUCGACUGAAGAUGAAAGCAGGUCUGAACGCAUACAGAGUCGAUUCCUCUCCGUACCACGUUGCUUUACUGAUCAAAGAAAAAGCACCAUCGCUAGAGCAGUACCACCAAGGCAUGUCACAAGCAUAUCCAAUUUGAAUCAGAUAGGGUUUCAAACUGUUGUUGUCAACAGCAUCGGAAAGAUGGAGCCUCAGGUAUUGAUCGAUGAAAAAAAUGUUCCACCUAUCAACCCAAUGCAAAAAUUUAAGCCUGUUGAAAAUGGAAGCGUUGUUGAAGCAAGCAGUGGCUCAUCACCUCCCUGCCUUACCCCAGUAAACCAGGCUGUCGAGAAAGGGAGAGAUCCAUCUCCAUCUUCAAGUGAGAGUGGAGAAAACAGCGACACAUACAGUGGUAAAGACAUUGAUGUAACAGGAAGCGAAACAUCUGAAACCUCAGCUCGAUCGAAAAGCUACAGUCCAGUUCAAACCAAAUCUUCCAAAUUCGUAGAGUCAAAAGAACAUGUCUACACAACAGCGUCGAAUUCGCUACAACAAAACACACUAACAAAUGUAUCCACCUCAAUGACGAAAUUUGAUGAGCAGACCCCUGCAACAGGAAACAGACAGCCGGAUGAAAAGUACACAGUCUUGCCGGACUCGGAUGAUCCAUUUGAAGUUUUGAACUUAUGGGAGCAUGGUACCGAAAAAUGCCCGCCAAUCAGGUUUCUAACAAUGAAUGAUGACGUAAUCAUGCACCCUCGCUUAGUAGCCUGGAGAAAGUUUAUUGAUAUUUUCCGAUUCCACUGCAAUUCAGAUAAACAAGUGUUGAUCGAGAAGUAUUCUGAUGACAAGAGAAGGCUGUUGAAAGUAUCUGAGAUUCUGCAAAGGUUUGAGUCCACUUUCACACAUCGUCCGUACGAAACAACCACAUGCACAAUGAAAAGCCCUGGACCGCCAGCUUCAACACCCGUAUCUACAGUAUACCAAAACAACCAUUUCCCAACACAGCUGGAUGUGAAAAAGCCUUUUGUGUCCCAUUCAGACUUGUAUAUUCUGCCACGGAAGGUCAAUGGUCACAAAGUCUCUGCCCGCGAUGUCAUCCACAUAUGGCACCAUGGUUUCAAAAAUGUUCCACCAGUUGGGUCCUGGUUGCCACACCAAAAGGUUCGUCAACAGAGCAAAAUAUCUCGCUGGAAGAAAAUUGUGGAAAUUUUUGAAGUCGAUUGCAAUGGCAACAUGCAAUUGUUUGAGAGAAAAUACUCGAACAAGACUGGAGAUCUUUUGCCGAUUGCGGCUAUUAUUUCAAAGUUCGAGGCUGAAAAAAAUGCGCUCGAGGUAGACAGUGGUAUAAACAUUAAAAUCGAUCAAGUGACACAAUCUUAUUGAUUUAGCCAUUGUAUUUCAUCAUUUAAACAACCGUUCGUUUGUUUAAAAAGUUUCGUAAGGCCAUCGUAUACGAGCAGUUUUGAUCAAAGGCUUUUCCAGUAGAAUCUUAUUUAGCGCUUUUCAUUGUACCUUUGAUCAUCAACUGAUAUUAGAUGUAUUGACUGUGCGAGGUACGACGCUUGAAAAAUUAUUUGACUUCUUUUGGUCAACUCUUUUGUAAAAUGAUUCAUAGUUUAGGGACCCAGUGGGGAGUCUUUUUCUAAACUCUAAGCACAACUGUUCCAGACUCCACUUUAUAUGCUUAUGUUGGUUUAUUGUGGUUUAAGGUGGGGUACUUCUUUUAACAAAUUGUAAAUCGUAGUUAAGAGUUAUUUGAUGUACUCUAGUUCCUUGACCUUCUAUUUAACAAUCCCGUUGUGAAUGGCUUUGGUGGCGAAGUUGCAUCUAUUUUCAAAGUGUUCGCAGAAGUGGUUGAAAGUCCACUGAUUUGGAAGCAGUUGUAAUUGAGGGAGACACUGGCAGGUUUUUCGAAAAUUUUGAGACAACUCCUGCAUUUUUUCCACAGACAGGGAGGAAUCCCUAAUUUUCCAAUGCCCCUCGGAUGUUAACAAUAUCAGAAACUCUCUCUCGUCUCUCUUUCGUUUUCAAAUUUAUGGUAUAUGAUCUGAAUAUAGUUUUGGAUUUGUUUCUGCGCCACUCCUAAGCACAUUCACAAUCACUUAUGUUUUUAUGGGCUGGGCGUUUUUCUCCAAAAUAAUUUCAUGCAUUGUUAUGUAAACAUGACAUGUUCAUAAGAUUGAAUAACUGCAGCUGUAUAUUGUAUAUAAGUGUUAAGCCUUGUCCAAAUGCUUACAACAAUUCGCUCAAUAUUUUCCGUCCUAAAAACUCCUUCUGGAUAGAAUAAGAGGGUUCUUAAAGGAGUAUCUUGGAAAUAACAGCUAGAAACUGGACAACAACUAGAAAUGCUUUGGCAUCUUGUGCAUUCUGAACAGAUUGUAAUUUCUCGACAAUUCUGGACAGUGAUGAAAGGCGAUUCACGGUGCUAUAACGACAAGCACUACAAGACUGGGAAAUGGCUGUCGCUCUUGCCAUCCCCUGCAGAUGAACAACCUCGAAUGGAGAAUCAUAAGUAGCUAAUUGCAAUUUACACCCUUUUAGUAGCUAAUGCUGAUUGUUGUUGCGAGCAUUUGAUCAAGGCUUUUUAUCUGACUCUCCAACUGGUGUAUAGGUCUUGUAAUUAAUUUGCAUGGUAUCUAAAAAUAGUGCGAAUGAUUACACGACAUAGUAAUGCUUUUGUAUAUUAUUGUAAAUGUAGAUGAGGUGCAAGUAACGCUGUUGGAGUACUUCAAGACAUAAUCGAUGCUUUUUGCUUGUUUCAAGCUGGCUGGGUAUCUUCAGUUUUGGUGUAACUACAUAAGCAAUGUCACAUGUUGUACUUAUGUGAUAUACUGAACAAUUAAACGUGACGGAUAUUGUACCUUAUCUUGUUUGAUCAUGUAAAUACGAAUGAUAA